Doryrhamphus excisus (bluestripe pipefish) is the source of this 6409-nucleotide messenger RNA. Lineage: Eukaryota; Metazoa; Chordata; Actinopteri; Syngnathiformes; Syngnathidae. The record is from RefSeq and is a predicted model, not a curated record.
GAGAGAGUUGACUAUGGUCAAAGCCGAUUAGCGCUUAUCUCCGCUGUCAUUCUAUCCUCGUCCUCUUGAGGCUUCUCCUCACACACACACGCACAAAACACACGCAGUCGCGCGUUUUCUCCAACACCAUUUAAGUUCUGAAUGAGCACCAUGGAUUCCCCUCAAGCGUCUCUCCACAUGAGGAUCUCCGCGGACGCAGCGCUUCCGCCGGCUGGACAACUUUUACGCGCGGCUCUGCCCUUCUGAGUCCGGUGGAGAAAAAAAAACUUUGACACGAACAUGGCCAAGCGGUGAAAACGAAGAAGAAGAAGCAGAUCUUCGGAGUGGUCAAAAUGCAGAAGAGCGUGCGUUACAACGAAGGCCAUGCGCUUUUUCUGUCUGCCGUGGCGCGUAAAGAGGGCACCAAGCGCGGCUACCUGAGUAAGAAGACGGCCGAGAACAGCCGCUGGCACGACAAGUUCUUCGCCCUCUACCAGAAUGUUCUCUUCUACUUCGACAACGAGCAGAGCGCCCGCCCAGCUGGGAUUUACCUGUUGGAAGGGUGCACCUGCGAGCGCACACCGGCACCCAAAAUGUCCACCACUGGGAAAGAAGCCUUGGAGAAACAGCACUAUUUCCUUGUUGUGUUCGGCCAUGAUGGACAGAAGCCUCUGGAGCUGCGGACGGAGGAGGAGGGGCAGUGUGACGAGUGGGUGGAAGUCAUUCAGCAGGCCAGUUAUUCUGACAUCAUCAUCGAGCGAGAGGUGCUCAUGCAGAAAUACAUCCACCUGGUACAGAUUGUGGAGACGGAGAAGGUGGCGGCCAAUCAGCUGCGCACGCAAUUAGAGGACCAGGACACCGAGAUCGAGAGGCUUAAAGCAGAGAUUGUAGCUUUGAACAAAACAAAGGAGCGUAUGCGACCUUACCACGUCAACCAUGAAACAGAAGAUCCCGACAUUAAAAAGAUCAAGAAGGUACAGAGCUUCAUGCGGGGCUGGCUCUGUCGAAGGAAGUGGAAGAUCAUCGUGCAGGACUACAUUUGCUCUCCUCACGCUGAGAGCAUGAGGAAGAGGAACCAGAUUGUCUUCAACAUGGUGGAAGCAGAGACAGAGUAUGUCCACCAGCUCUACAUCUUGGUCAACUGCUUCCUCAGGCCCCUAAGGAUGGCUGCCAGCUCCAAGAAGCCCCCCAUCAGCCACGACGACGUCAGCAGCAUCUUCCUCAACAGUGAGACCAUCAUGUUUCUACAUGAGAUUUUCCACCAAGGCCUGAAGGCCAGGAUUGCCAACUGGCCCACUCUGGUGCUGGCGGACCUUUUUGACAUCCUGCUGCCCAUGCUGAACAUCUACCAGGAGUUUGUGAGAAACCAUCAGUACAGUCUGCAGGUUCUAGCCAACUGUAAGCAGAACAGAGACUUUGACAAGCUGCUCAAACAGUACGAGUCCAAUGCUGCCUGCGAGGGCAGGAUGCUUGAGACCUUCCUCACCUACCCCAUGUUCCAGAUUCCUCGGUAUAUCAUCACCCUGCAUGAGUUAUUGGCGCACACACCACACGAGCAUGUGGAGCGAAAGAGUCUGGAGUUUGCAAAGUCCAAGUUAGAGGAACUGUCCAGAGUAAUGCACGAUGAGGUGAGUGACACUGAGAAUAUUCGCAAAAACCUGGCCAUCGAGAGGAUGAUUGUGGAGGGUUGUGACAUCUUGCUGGACACUAGCCAGACCUUCGUCAGGCAGGGCUCUCUCAUCCAGCUGCCGUCGGUGGAGCGAGGCAAACUCAGUAAGGUCCGACUGGGCUCGCUCUCCCUGAAGAAAGAAGGGGAGAGGCAGUGCUUCCUUUUCACAAAACACUUCCUGGUGUGCACACGCAGCUCCGGAGGGAAAUUGCACCUCCUCAAGCAAGGCGGCGUCUUAUCCCUUAUUGACUGCACGCUGAUCGAGGAGCCGGAUGCUGGGGAUGAAGAGUCUAAAGCCGGAGGCCAAGUAUUUGGUCAGCUGGACUUUAAGCUGGUGGUGGAGCCGUCUGACUCGGCUUCAUUCACUGUGGUUCUGCUGGCGCCUUCACGGCAAGAGAAGGCUGCGUGGACAAGCGAUAUUAGCCAGGUGAUACACACACACACACACCUACUGAAUAACAAGAACCACCAAAUAGCGGGAGCAUGUAUCCACUGGGCUUUGUGGAGGCUUAGUGAUACAAAAACACAGACAUGGGUGCAGCUCCCUGGAGGUGAGCUUUGUAAACACAGCAGCUUCUUGCUUCCUACAAGACAAAAAACUUAUUUCAAGCCUCAUUUGUCCUCCUUUUUUUCCCUCCCCCUCCAGUGCAUUGAUAACAUCCGUUGCAAUGGCCUGAUGACCAGCGUCUUCGAAGAGAACUCCAAAGUGACCGUGCCUCACAUGAUCAAAUCCGAUGCGCGUCUCCAUAAAGAUGAUGUUGACAUUUGCUUCAGCAAGACGCUCAACUCCUGCAAGGUCCCGCAGAUCCGCUACGCCAGCGUGGAGCGUCUGCUGGAGAGGCUGACCGACCUGCGCUUCCUCUCUAUCGACUUCCUCAACACCUUCCUGCACACAUACAGGAUCUUCACCACCGCCACGGUUGUCAUGGACAAACUGGCUGACAUCUACAAGAAGCCUUUCUCUUCAAUUCCCAUCAGGGCGCAGUACCACUCAUUUGACCGUCUGUCCAUUUCAUCCAUCUGUCCUGACUACAGUCUGAAGAUCAAGAAGAUAACCAUGGAUCAGUCCAAGUCUUUGGAGCUGUUCUUCGCUACCAACCAGAACAACAGAGGCAGCGAGCACAUCAACGACAAAUCCCCUCGGCUAUGUCGCAAAUUUUCCUCCCCGCCUCCCCUCUCCAUCUCAUCCCGCACCUCCUCACCAGUCAGGACCAGGAAGCUCUCCCUCCACUCCCCCAUCAGCGCCAGGGUGGGGGGACUGGACCUAACCAGUCCUCUUACCGGCAUGAACCACCAUCACUCGUCCCAGUCCGACACCAGUAGCCCCACGUCGGCGCACACCCCACAGACUCCAACGCCUCAGACGCCAACGCCAACCACCACCUCCCCGCCCCCUCCUGUGUCCUCCACCUCCCCUCCACCUAGCUCUUCCAAGCUGCUGCAGGAUCAAGCGCCCCCUAUUCCCUCAUCUCCUGACCAGAGUCCUGUUGGGAGCACAGACGGGGACGAGGCGCCAAAGAUUGACCCUUUCAUCGGAAAACUGAGGCGCAGUAUACGCAGAGCUGUCCUGGAGUCGGUGUCCCUGGAGAAAAUCAUUCCUGAGUCUCCUCAAGGCAGUGAGGCAGGAGACAUGUCCCCUUGUCGCUCGCCCUCCACACCACGACACCUGCGAUACAGGCCGCCUGGAGUCCAGUCAGGAGAGAAUUCACGUUGCGCAGUUUCCCCCGCUUCAGCUUUUGCUAUUGCUACCGCAGCAGCAGGGCACAGUACUCCACCAGUGUUCACCAACUCUGAGAGAACCUGUGAUAAAGAGUUCAUCAUUCGUCGGGCUGCGACCAACAGAGUUCUGAACGUCCUGCGACAUUGGGUCUCCAAACACUCCCAGGACUUUGAAAUGAAUGGAGAGCUAAAGAUGUCAGUCAUCUGUCUCCUGGAGGAAGUUCUCAGAGAUCCAGACCUUCUUCCUCAGGAGAGGAAAGCCACUGCCAAUAUACUCAGUGCUCUUUCACAAGAUGAGCAAGAUGACGCCCAGCUGAGGAUAGAAGACAUCUUACAGAUGGCAGACUGUCCCAAGGCGGAGUGUUUUGAGUCUCUUUCUGCGAUGGAGCUAGCCGAGCAGAUCACUCUGCUGGAUCACAUCGUCUUCAGGAGCAUUCCUUACGAAGAGUUCCUGGGCCAAGGCUGGAUGAAGUUUGAUAAGACAGAAAGGACGCCAUUCAUCAUGAAAACCAGUCAACACUUCAACGAUAUGAGUAACCUAGUGGCGUCGCAGAUUAUGACCCACACAGACGUGGGCUCCAGGGCCAGCUCCAUCGAGAAGUGGGUGGCCGUUGCCGACAUCUGCCGCUGCCUCAACAACUACAACGGCGUCCUGGAGAUCACGUCGGCGCUCAACCGUAGCGCCAUCUAUCGUUUGAAGAAGACCUGGGCUAAAGUCAGCAAGCAGACAAAAGCCUUGAUGGACAAACUCCAGAAGACUGUAUCCUCAGAGGGAAGGUUUAAGAACCUGAGGGAGACCCUGAAAAACUGCAACCCCCCAUGUGUCCCCUACCUGGGAAUGUACCUGACAGACUUGGCCUUCAUCGAGGAGGGAACGCCCAACUUCACAGAGGAGGGACUCGUCAACUUCUCCAAAAUGAGAAUGAUUUCACACAUCAUCAGAGAGAUACGUCAGUUCCAGCAGACCCCCUACAGGAUAGAACAUCAAGUUAAGGUGACCCAGUACCUCCUGGACAAGACUCUGAUCAUGGAUGAAGACACACUCUAUGACCUCUCACUGAAGAUUGAGCCCAGGCUUCCUGCCUGAUUGAUUGAUUGAUAGCGUUUUCUGCCACAAGCUAUGCUAUACCAUGUUAUCUCGAUGAAGAGGAAGCUGGCAAUAGAGAGACUAAUGCAUGAACCGAUGGUCCUCCAGGAGAGCCUAAGGGAGGUUUUUUCAGUGGCGACUGUGGUGCCGCUCGUUGGACGGAGUGGAUUUAUAGAAAUGUAGCAUAUAAAGAAGGUGUGGCAGCGAGAUACCUGAGCUAAUGUCUCCGUGUUGUCGUCUGUGUUGCGCCUUUGUCCACCUUUGAGCCUCCCAAAAAUGCUUUCUCCAGUCUUGCAUGAUUUCAGCUUGGGGUGUGUGUGUGUGUGUCUGAAUGGCUUUCAGCUUGACCUCUGACCCCUACCGCUUAGCACUAUGCAUCCCCUGUGGGUGGCUGGCUACAGCGACAAGCCUUAAACCCUUCAAUUGUAGAACUGCAGCACACAUUUUGGGAAAAAAAAGUCAAAUAUUUUGAUAAAGAUGGCUAAAAUGCCCUUUAUGAAUCACAUAGAUUUUCUACAUAUGAGAAUGGACACCUUACUAUUUUAACAAAUGAAUGGUAAACAAUUAAAGAAAACCUUUUUGGUGCCUUCUGAUAACGCUGAUAAAUAUUAUUAUAAUAGAUUCUUAACGUUUGUUGGCCUCCGCAUGUUUGUACAAGCCAAUAGCUUCCUCUAGUGGUCACACUCUGUAACUACUGCCCUGAAAGCUUCUGCAGUUCCUGUGCAUUUGAACCCAUUCCUGUUUGACUGUUUUUGCACUCUCUGACAUGUAGCUUUGCUUGAGUGACACGUUAAUUCCUUGCAUAUAAGGUGAUUCAACACAAGGGAAAAUGUCACCUCCAUCGCUCUUGUUUGUGUGGCAAGAAAAUUCUGUUUUAUUCUGAAGACGAAAUGGGGGGGGGGGGGGUAAAAAAAAAUUGAAUGUUUUUUUUUUAAUGUAGCAUUUGCAUAUUCCAAAUUGAUGAACAUAGUUGUCUUGCAUGCACACAACAGCUGCAUGUUGUGCAUGUCUGACCAGCCCCUCUUGCUUCUUAGAUGAUUAUGGUCUGUGUGUGUAGCUGUCAGAAGGUGUUUGUUAGUCACCAGGUCAGCUGUGUGAGCCGUCUUCUUGAAGCUGUGCUUUGCUUGUUUUUUUUUUUUCAUUUGAGGUGCCGGUUGUACACUGGCUCGGGACCAAUGGAUGCUGUGUUUUGUAUUGUUAAAAAUAAUGUGUUUGUUUGUUUUUGUGUUUGUUAAUACUGUAUUUGUCUGCAUUUUUCACUGACGGGGGAAAAAAAUAAAUCAACAUGCCUUAUGUGAUGGUGUUCCAAGUCCAUAUCAAGGUGACUAUUAUUGACAAGACACAGGAUGAUAGAGUCAUUCUUUCAACAAAAAGUGUCUUUCUGGGGCAAUAUCUAUCAUAGAGCCAUCACUGACUAUGUGAAACAGACCAAACCUUAAUGAAGCAAAACCUAAUCCCAACCACAAUGAAAACCAACACCCUACCCACCUAAUUCUAACCCUAAUACCCAUGUGAACCCUCAAUUGGAAGCCCAAACCUAACCUAAACCUAACCUAAACCUAAACCUAACAGGUUAUCCUUAAUUCUGGCUUGACAGCAUCACCUCAAAACCUAAUGUCACGAUCGGGCUUCACCCCCUCGUGACAGCUUCCUUAGUUUUUGUCUUUCCUCCCUGUUCCUCAUUCGCGCCCUUAUUUUGUAGUCACUUCCUCUGUUGCUGUGUUCUGCUUUCCGUUCCUUGCCAUUUUCUCCCGCACCUGUUUUCAAUUUCCACACUCCCUAUUUAGUUCAGGUGUGUGCUCUUUCAGUUGUCGGUUCAUUGUCUUAUGUUGAGUUUUGCCUUGCUACUGCGCCAUAGCGGAAAUAAAUACAUUUACCUGCAUUUGGGUCCUAAUCUCUGCAUCCUGGGGUCGAACUUUACAACUCACAAGCCGGACCGUGACAGAAUGAACCGA